Messenger RNA from Pecten maximus, 1635 nucleotides. RefSeq lists its product as uncharacterized. Lineage: Eukaryota; Metazoa; Mollusca; Bivalvia; Pectinida; Pectinidae. The record is from RefSeq and is a predicted model, not a curated record. Gene Ontology annotation, molecular function: zinc ion binding.
AUGGCUGCUUGCGAGAGCUUUCUUAACAGCAACGUCGAUGUAUUGCAGCAGUUUUUGAAAGUUAGAGGAAUAACUGUGUCCAAUAUCAAGAAAAAGUGUUUGAUAGAACUAUGUUGUGCCGUCAAUAAUUUAGAUUUACCUGUAAAUCCCGAUUUUCAGGGCAUUUCACCAAAAGAAUGUACAAGAAUCAAACUCGCAAAUAUAGGCAUUACAGAAGACCCUCUUUAUCUGCCGGGGUUUUCCAACGAUUUUUCAGAUAUACCAAACUUUACUCUUUUCGAUGUAUUUAAUUACCUUUUAUGUUCACGUGCUGAGUAUGAUAAGCGCAAAUUAAAAGCCUGCAAGUCAUGUGAUGACUAUCGCCUUUUCUUUGAUGGUCACGUUGAAAAUUGGGAAUUCGAUCCAUUGGGAGAAAGUCGAUAUUCUCUAUUCCGGGAAGUGAGACCAACGCAGAGGACAUCUGUAGGAUUAUAUGACCUUUGGAUUUGUUUGGGAAAGGAACACGGAGAUAUAGCUGUAGCAUGCUGUACAUGCAUUGGAGGGGCUGAUGGAGCAUGCCGGCAUAUAGGUGCAGUUCUUUAUGAGAUGGAAGCAUUUGAACAAAAGUCAUGCACUGAUGGAGAAAAUCAGUGGAAAAAACGACCUAUGCAGCAUGAUUGUCCAGUUCCAAUUAAGAGACUCAAAGCUGUCAAGGCAAAAUAUGUUUCUGCCGAUGAGAUUCCAUCAAACAAGAGUCGACUAGAAAAUUUUGAUCCGAGGGCAAAUACUGAUGAGCCAGAUGACCAAAAACUGAAUGAUUUGUGCGAUUCUUUAAAAAAGUAUGUGACAAAUAUUUCAAUGAAAUGCCAAAUGUUACCAGUGAUAUUAUUUCUGAGGAUAACAUUCAUUCAGUUGGCCAAAAGAACUAUUGAAAACCUUAGAGAUGAUAUGUCUGCAGAUGAUAUUUCAUAUGGAGAAUCAAUCACGCAAGGUCAGUCUGCAAAUAAAAAUUGGAGUAAUAUGAGAAAAGGCAGAAUUACUGCAUCUAACUUUUGUAAGGUGUGUUCAGCUGUAAAUAUGAACAGAAACCCAGAAUCACUUCAGAAGCAAUUAUUGGGAGAGUAUGGGGAUGUUGAAUCUGCACCUUUGUUGUGGGGGAGAAAGAAGGAAAAAAGUGCUCUGGACUUGUACAAGAGGGUCAUGUACAAAAAACAUAAACACUUUAGGUUAGAAAAACGGGGACUUAGAAUAUUUGGAGAUUUGCCAUUUGUUGGAUGUAGUGUUGACAGUCUAUCUUUUUGUAAGUGUUGCCACAAUUCACCUAAAAUUGUGGAAGUUAAAUGUCCAUUCAGCCUAAAAAACAAACUUCCUAAGGAAGUUGCACUUUGUAAAGGUUGUGUAUUGGUGAAUGGAUCUUACAAGCUGACAUCCCAAUCAGAAUACUAUCACCAAAUCCAAGGUCAAAUGGGAAUUUAUGCCUGUGGGCACAAUUGCUUACCAUUAGAAAAUGGAGGGAUGUUCAAAGUAGCACCUCUGAGAGCUAGCUCUCCAUGGAUAAGGAAGCCUCUAUCGGCCAUAAUGUCAUCUCCACGUUCCACUUUGUCCAAAAAGUUAGAAUCCACCACAAUCCCUUUGUCAGAAAUGAUUCCAGAAUAA